AAAUAAAUCAAUGCAUAGACACAAAAAUACGUUUUUUGUUUUAUAUAUGAGAUGGAAAUAAAAAUAAAACGAAAACAACAGUUUGACCCGCACUCCAGACCUGUAUGUGGCGCUAAUGCGCGUUUACGCUGGUUUUCAACGGCGAAUUUGCCAAACAACAAAGGAGAAGAAGAAACUGCUGCUGGUCACUGAGUGUGUUAUGAAAAGUAUGUGUGAAGUUUGCCGAUGUUUCCCGGGAGCUUUUGAUGAGCUGGGAGACGAGCGCAGCAGGAUUCACAGAAGAUAACAGAGACCAUCGUCUCCUGACACCGCCACCAUGUCAGUGCAUCUAGACCCAGGUCCUCCACAGGUCGUGAACCCUCCUCCUCCCGAGGUCACCAACCCAAACAUGUCCAGCCGCAGAACCAACCAGCUGCAGUACAUGCUCAACGUGGUGAUCAAGUCACUGUGGCGCCAUCAGUUUGCCUGGCCGUUCUACCAGCCCGUUGAUGCUGUCACUCUGGGAUUACCAGAUUAUCAUACGAUAAUAACAUCUCCAAUGGACAUGGGAACCAUCAAGAAACGCCUGGAGAACAACUACUACUACAGCGCUAGUGAGUGUAUGCAAGACUUCAACACCAUGUUCACCAACUGCUACAUAUACAACAAGCCAACAGAUGACAUUGUGCUGAUGGCGCUAGCUGUGGAGAAGAUUUACUUACAGAAAGUUUCCCAGAUGCCUCAGAGAGAAGUGGAGAUUUUCCCUCAUGCAGCGAAAGGGAAGGGCAAGAAAAUCAGCGCUGCAGCUGGACAGGCGGGAACUGUGACCUCAUGUCCUUCAGCUACAGCAGCCACAAAAAAGAAAGGCCUGAAAAGGAAGGAACGAGCGCCGUCAUCUGAUCUGCCGUCGCCGCUCGCGACCAGUCCGAGCAAUUUGUCUGAAAACAAGAGGAGGCGGGACUUAGAGGAGAAGGAUUUGUUGCAGAAACAGACGGAGCAGAGCGGAUCCAACAAACAGCUCAAAUACUGCAACGACAUACUGAAGGAAAUGCUCUCAAAGAAACACGCCGUCUACGCCUGGCCCUUCUACAAGCCAGUGGACGCUGAAGCUCUGGCUCUGCACGAUUAUCAUGACAUCAUCAAAUACCCCAUGGACCUCGGCACUGUUAAAAAAAAAAUGGACGGAGGAGAAUACAGAGACACUCAAAGUUUCGCUGCAGAUGUUCGGCUGAUUUUUUCCAACUGCUACAAAUACAACCCUCCUGAUCACGUGGUCGUCUACAACGCCAGAGAACUGCAGGGCGUGUUUGAGAAGAGGUUUGCAAAGAUGCCGGACGAGCCCGUGGACCUGGCGUCAGCGCUGACUCCACAGUCCACUAAGAAUGGAAGUUUCGGCCGGAUGAGCGGCGGCACUUCCUCCGGCAGAGACACGUCGGACUCGGCGGAGGAACGCGCCACGAGACUCGCUGAGUUUCAAGAGCAAGUGGGUGCAGAGCAACUGAAAGCUGUUCACGAACAGCUGACUGAGCUCUCUGAAGCCCCGCCCAUUAAACCAACAAAGAAGAAAGAAAGGAGCAAGAGAAAGAACGAGGGGCAAAACAAAGGCAGCACUCGUUCCCGGAGCACUUCACUCUCCACAUGCAGGAACUCGGUGAGGGGAAGUAAAAAGUGGGAUUCUGACGACGAGUCUCUGCCGAUGACGUACGACGAGAAACACCAGCUGAGUCUGGACAUUAAUCGCCUAGCGGGUACGAAGCUAGGUCACGUCGUGCACAUCCUGAAGUCACGAGAGCCGUCGAUGUACGACGCCAACCCGGACGAGAUCGAGAUUGACUUUGAGAGACUGAAGCCGUCGACUCUGAGGGAGCUGGAGCAUUACGUCAAGUCCUGUCUGUACCGGACGUUCCUGAAGUUUCAAAAAAAAGCUGCGUCUCAUCACGCGGGCAGCAGCAGUUUUUCGGACUCAGACUCCGGCUCCAGCUCAGACUUCACCUCCGACGCCACUGACUCGUGAAAGUGUCUUUUAUUUAUUUCUUCUUCUCACAGGAGGAGAGUUCCUCACAAAUGUUAAACAUGUUUAUUUUUGUAUUCUGUUGAAAAUGUCUGUGUUUUUGUAUUCAAAGUGGAUUGUGUUGUAAAUGUGUGAUUAUCUGUCACUUUCUGCUCUUUGAGUUUCUUCUUCAUCAAACAGCCUGAUGGCGCUUCCUGCUGAGUUCAAGAAAAUCUAAGUUUGUCUCCAGUUUGUUACAAACGACAAUAAAAGUCUGUUUUUCACCACUUUCA
Solea solea (common sole) is the source of this 2262-nucleotide messenger RNA. Its product is annotated as bromodomain-containing protein 3-like. Gene Ontology annotation, cellular component: chromatin; nucleus. Bases 317 to 1993 code for a protein of 558 amino acids. The transcript is spliced from 11 exons. The record is from RefSeq and is a predicted model, not a curated record. Gene Ontology annotation, biological process: chromatin remodeling; regulation of DNA-templated transcription. Lineage: Eukaryota; Metazoa; Chordata; Actinopteri; Pleuronectiformes; Soleidae.